Dalotia coriaria is the source of this 2009-nucleotide messenger RNA. Its product is annotated as sodium/potassium-transporting ATPase subunit beta-2-like. Gene Ontology annotation, cellular component: sodium:potassium-exchanging ATPase complex. Gene Ontology annotation, biological process: potassium ion import across plasma membrane; intracellular potassium ion homeostasis; intracellular sodium ion homeostasis. Gene Ontology annotation, molecular function: ATPase activator activity. NCBI's taxonomy places the organism in Eukaryota, Metazoa, Arthropoda, Insecta, Coleoptera, Staphylinidae. The record is from RefSeq and is a predicted model, not a curated record. The transcript has 5 exons. Bases 368 to 1378 code for a protein of 336 amino acids.
CAGAAAUAGUCCCCUGAAGAAACACAAGUGUUAAUUCGCGUAGGUCCAGUAGGCGGGUAAAGAGAUGGUUAUGCAACGCAACAAUGGCAGGCAAUUUGGAUAAUUUGGGCCGGCCAGCGACAAGGAUGUGCUUCAUAUAGCGCGCGGGCAGCAAACGAAAUCAUUUAAUUUCCGGGCGGGCGCGACAUAAUCGCGAGCACUGAAUGCCAGGCGAGCCGCAUUCAGUUGUCCCGACGACCUUCUCCGGGCAAGAAGAACUUGCGGGUGUACGGUGCGUGCACGCAGUACGCACUUUUAUUUGCGCGUGUGAUACGACGAAAAGUGCGCGCACAAAAAAACUUUGGAAACUUUAGAUUUUACAGCAAAAAUGCCGCAAAAUAACAGCAUCAAGAAUCGGCAGGGGUCCGUGGUGGAGAAGCAGGAGGACCUGUUGCACAUGCAAACUUCUUACUACAUCAAACAAGAAGAUAUGAAGCUUUCGGACAAGGAGAAACUCAAAAGGUUUAUAUGGAAUCCUGUGAACAGGCAGGUCAUGGGAAGGAAUCUUACCAGUUGGUCAAAAAUUAGUUUGUUCUACAUGGUCUUCUAUGGAAUGCUGGCCGCCCUAGUAGCGAUCUGCAUGUGGGUAUUCUUCCAAACACUAGACCCACGUAUUCCAAAAUGGCAGAUGGAAGGUUCCAUAAUCGGGACCAAUCCUGGUUUGGGUUUCCGACCCAUGCCAACGGAUGACAACGCCGAGUCGACGUUGAUCUGGUUCGAAGGAUCAAACAAAACAAACUACGUAAAGUGGGUGGACAAUCUAAUGGGAUAUUUAGACAAAUACUACACUCCUGGUAAAACAGAAAAGGGUACCGCCUCAAUUCGUAGAUGCAGCUACACGCAUCCCCCGCAACGCGGUCAAGUGUGUGACUUCGAUGUGCGUCUAUGGGAAGAGUGCAGUCCUGACAAAUUCUUCAAUUACCAUCGCAACGCGCCAUGCAUCUUCCUUAAGUUAAACCGUAUCUAUGGCUGGAUUCCACAAUUCUACAACGAUCCCAAUGAUUUACCCGAAGAAAUGCCCGAUCAAUUAAAACAACACAUUCGCAGCGUAAAACCUGAGGAGAGAGACACCAUCUGGAUCAGUUGCGAGGGUGAAAACCCCGCAGACAUUGAAUACCUCGGUCCUAUUCGUUACUUCCCGAAGGUGCAAGGAUUCCCAGGAUAUUACUAUCCGUUCGAAAACACCGAGGGUUACCUCAGUCCGUUGGUAGCCGUACAAUUCGAACGACCUCUUGCCGGGAUUGUCAUAAACAUUGAGUGCAAGGCGUGGGCAAAGAACGUCAAGCACAGUCGGGCCGAUCGGACCGGUUCGGUGCACUUCGAGCUUCUCAUAGACUAAGCCCUCCGCCACCGCAUGUAUAUCAGUAUAAUCAUGGAGAAAACCGAAGAAUACAACAUAUCACACAUUCCCAGGUAAACAACACGCACAAAUCUGAAGCAAUCCGCAUGCGUGGUGCAUUGAUAAUUUAUAGAUCUGUAAGUACAUGUAGGUAGAUAGUCUUCUCGCGAGUCUUUUCGGGUACGACUCGACUUCAUUCGAAUAUUGUUUAUAUUCACCGCGCUUAAGUCCUGAAGCACCAACUCGAUUCCAGAUCUGAUUACUGUCGAUAUCAUGGAAGUAAACGUGCCUUACAAGAUGUAAACAGCGAUGGUAAUCGAAUUUUAGGGACGUAAAUGUGUUCUCUAUUUUAUUAACUAAUUUAAAAAAAAUGAAAGAAAAUGUUCUGUGUGUUUUAUUUUGUUGUUGUGUAGUUGUUAACGAAGAUGCUGUAAAUACUCUUACGAGGAAACGAGAAACGAGCUAUUUAUAUACAGGAAAAUGUAAAAACUAUGAGAUUGCUAUCGAAUACAUCGAACCGUGGAGUGUUACUUGAGUAUAUAAAGAUAUAUGGAGCAAAUUGUAUUUUUCUAGUUUAUGUAUAAAUGCAUUGAAAGUCGAGUCAAAAUAAUAAAGAAACUAUGUAGUACAA